Messenger RNA from Trichomonas vaginalis G3, 606 nucleotides. Its product is annotated as FYVE/PHD zinc finger family. The coding region runs from base 1 to 606 and encodes 201 amino acids. The transcript has a single exon. Lineage: Eukaryota; Parabasalia; Trichomonadida; Trichomonadidae. The record is from RefSeq and is a predicted model, not a curated record.
AUGAGUGAAAAGCCUAAGAAAAUUCCAUCUCGUGUUAUUCCAAUGAUGGAGAGUGAUAGCCAGAUUGUUAGAUGCGUCUGCUCACUCAGACUUCCUUCUGGUCCAAUGAUUCGUUGCACUCGUUGCGGAUGUUAUUCUCAUAAAAAAUGCGUAACAGUAACUGAUCCAUUUAUAUGCGAAUUUUGCCAUCAAUCAUCCCAAAGAGUUCUUGAGGAAAGUUUUAACUGCAUGGUCACCCCAUCUGGAAAUACGAUUCAGCUUUUUGCUCUGAAAGAUGCACUCCUUAACGAAUUUAGCGUCCUAGAAAUAUGUGAAAUACGAGAACAUUGUACAGCAGCAGGUCAAAUUUCGACUUUAUUAGAACAUUUAAUGAUAUAUUAUUCAGCAUUAGAAGCGGAUUUAGAACAUACGGAACAAUUCUGUCUUUCAGUAGUUCCAACACAAGAAUUACAAGAUCAAGUUAAAAAAGAAAUAGAAUUAAAGAGAAAUUGUUAUAGAAAGAUUUGUCAGCUUGCUUGCGAGUUAAAGAAGAAUUGGGAUUCUUCUAAGAAAGAUUAUACAUCUCUUGGAUACUUUAGAGAUGCUGUUAUUCAAUCACUUACUUAA